AUGUGUUAUGCGGAUGACACUCUUGCCAUCAGCCGCGGCAAGACAUAUCAUGAGGCAGUGGUCCGCGCGACGGCUGGAGUCGCUCAGAUCGUCCGUCAGAUCCGCGGACUAGGACUGACAGUGGCCCUGGAAAAGUCCGAGGCUAUGUGCUUUCACAGGCCCCGGAACCCUCCACCACCCGGACUGGAGAUAGUAGUUGGCGGGAUCCAGAUAAAAGUCACUCCAUCUAUGACUUACCUGGGUCUCGUCCUGGACGGAAGAUGGACUUUUAGGGAGCAUUUCAAACAGCUCCAAACGAAGGUGUCAAAAUCGGCAGGUGCCCUGGCCUCACUGCUCCCAAAUCUCGGGGGUCCAAGCCUGAGUUGCAGGCGACUUUAUUUGGGAGUCGUGCGCUCAAUGGCAAUGUACGGGGCGCCGAUCUGGGCAGACCGAUUGCGCAAGGAAAACAGUCUCGCGCUAGGAAGACUACAAAGGGUGAUGGCCAUCCGGGCAGUCCGCGGCUACCGCACAAUCUCCAAAGAUGCGGCUUGCCUGCUCGCGGGGGCCAUCCCCUGGGAUUUGGAUGCGCGUGCCCUCGCCGAUGUAUUCUGGCGUUGCGCUGCGGUCCGCGCGGGGGGCAGCAACCCCCUACCAGAUGCCGUACGUCGGUGGAGGAGCGAUGCGAGAGACAUGGCAAUUGAUUUGUGGCAAGAGCGGCUAGAAGAGCCGCAAGCCAGCGUGGACUUAGUUCUGGCCAUCCGCCCAGUACUCAGACAGUGGCUUGAUCGCAAGGAUGGAACUCUCUCAUUUCGCCUCACACAGGUGCUGACCGGGCACGGGUGCUUCGGUCGGUACCUGUGCGAGAUCGUCGGAAGGGAAGAGACCCCAAGAUGCCACCACUGUGACGAAGACAGGGACACGACCGAGCACACUGUAUCGGUCUGUCCCUCUUGGAAUGGACAACGUGCGGCCCUCACGGCCGCCAUCGGAUAUGACACCUCGCUCCCAGCAUUGGUUCGCUCGAUGCUGGGCAGCAAUCAAGGAUGGAGGGCGGUUGAAGACUUUGCUGAGCAUGUAAUGGCCGCCAAAGAGGAGGCCGAGCGCAUACGCGAGCGGGAGGCGCUCGACCCUCGAAGACGUAGCCGGCCAAGGCGACGUAGGGUCAAUAAUGACGACCGAAACGUUCCGCCAUAG
Messenger RNA from Aricia agestis (brown argus), 1173 nucleotides. RefSeq lists its product as uncharacterized. NCBI's taxonomy places the organism in Eukaryota, Metazoa, Arthropoda, Insecta, Lepidoptera, Lycaenidae. The coding region runs from base 1 to 1173 and encodes 390 amino acids. The transcript has a single exon. The record is from RefSeq and is a predicted model, not a curated record.